AUGCAUAUACAACCAAACAGGCUGGUUUCCUACGCACUUCCCGACUACAGACAAUUGAAGAAGACGUUGGGAUUUUCUGAAGACACGUAUUUAAACUUUACUGAACUAACCUCUAAAUACGGAUACAAGUCAGAGGAACACACAGUGAGCACAGAAGACGGGUAUCUGUUGACCGUUUUCAGAUUACUUCCGAAAUGUAAUCAAAGACAAAGAUUCCCUGUCAUUCUAGCACAUGGUAUCUAUGAUAGUUCUGAUGCAUGGAUCCUCACCGGCCCACAAACAGGACUUGGUUAUAUAUUGGCAACCAAAUGUUAUGACGUGUGGGCAGCUAAUCUCAGGGGCAACGUUUACUCCCGCAAGCACAUACGACUAGAUCCAGACAAAGAUCCAGAGUAUUGGGAAUUUUCCUUCGACGAAAUUGGUCGUUUCGAUUUACCGGCUAUAAUUGAUUACGUAUUAGGUAUAACGGCGCAAUCGAAGACCUAUUAUAUCGGUCACUCUCAAGGUUCGACAGACUUCUUCGUCAUGGGAUCACUAAGACCUGAAUAUAACGACAAAAUCCGACUGUCUAUUCUAUUAGCUCCUGUUGCGUGGAUGAAAAACUUGAAGAGUGUAAUACCAAAGAUAAUCGCUCGUCAAACCAAGAACAUUAAAGACUUUCUUUAUACUGUAGGAUUUAGAGAGUUGUUUGCUAAGCAACAGUUGAUACACGCUAUAUCAGAAAUAUUAUGUCAAUAUUUCCCGCAAGAAGUGUGCGGUACCGCGUUAGCUUUGACAACAGGUUAUGUCAGAGGAAGCAUAACAUCAAAGAAUUUGGCAGUCGUUAUUGGUCAUCUUUUAGUUGGUGUGUCGGUUAAGACACUAGCUCAUUUCGGUCAAUUAAUUGUUUCUCAAAAAUUCCAACGUUUUGACGAAGGUAAAGAAAUCAAUAUCAAAACGUAUGGUACAGUAACACCUCCGCAAUAUAACGUAUCCCUAAUCACAUCUCCUAUAGUACUGGUUUGUGCGGAAAAUGAUUGGGUAUCGAGUCUAAGAGAUAUCAAUAUUUUGCAAUCCAGAUUGCCCAACGUAGUUGAAAAAUAUAUAGUGCCUGAGCCUACUUGGAGUCAUAAUAAUCAUUUGUGGGGCGUUAAUGCGACGGAAUAUGUAUUUGACAAAAUUUUAAAUUACUUCGAUAAAUUUGAUACUUGA
Molecule: messenger RNA, 1191 nt
Organism: Nymphalis io (European peacock)
Lineage: Eukaryota; Metazoa; Arthropoda; Insecta; Lepidoptera; Nymphalidae
Product: lipase 1-like
Exons: 1
Coding region: 1-1191 (396 amino acids)
Biological process (GO): lipid metabolic process
Molecular function (GO): hydrolase activity, acting on ester bonds
Source: RefSeq, a predicted model, not a curated record